Molecule: messenger RNA, 1779 nt
Organism: Parnassius apollo (apollo)
Lineage: Eukaryota; Metazoa; Arthropoda; Insecta; Lepidoptera; Papilionidae
Source: the annotation of a GenBank genome assembly
AUGGGAAACGAAAUAGGGAAAGAAGGUGGUUCUACUUCAAUGAUUGGUUUGGCAUUAAUCGCAACAGGCACUGGUGGUAUAAAACCAUGCGUUGCUGCAUUUGGUGGUGAUCAGUUUCGACUACCUGAAGAUAAUCAGCGUCUGCAGAAGUUCUUCUCGACUUUUUACUGCACGGUAAACCUGGGCGGCUUCAUGGGCAUGGUGGUGACGCCCGCGCUGCGACGCAGCGUCAUGUGCUUUGGUGACGACGCUUGCUACGCACUUGGAUUUGGCUUUCCAGCAAUACUCGUUCUCGUUUCUAUUCUAAGAAAACGUUUGAGUUACGAUCCGAGGACUGACGGACCACCUUUAGAUCACUGGCUGGACUAUGCAGUUGAGGACUAUGGCGAGAAGUUGGUGGCCGACAUGAAGGUGGUGUUGUCCAUACUGUAUCUGUAUCUUCCAGUGCCGAUCUUCUGGUCUUUGUUCGACCAACAGGGAUCUCGCUGGACUUUUCAAGCGUCGCGAUUACGUAGUGAAGUAUUCGGUAUGACGCUUAUGCCGGAUCAGUUGCAAGUUAUGAACCCAGCAAUGGUCCUCGUCAUGAUUCCUGUGUGUCCAAGUGGAGCAUGGCCGCUUCUGCCAGAAUUACCUCCACUACAAAAGAUGUUUAUUGGAGGAAUACUUGCUGCUAUGGCCUUCGUCGCUGCUGGGAUCUUACAAAUUGGUAUUGAGCGAUCAACUCUCCAAGUACCAGGGCACCAGCAAACUGGGUUAGUGGUGAUGAAUACACUAGCAUGCCCAGUGGAAAUAGCGGUGCGUGGCGAGGGCAUUGCACCGGUGGAAUCGCACGGCACAGCGCUUACGUCCCCCUUGCCUCAUCGUAUCCUCGGACUCUCAGCCAGCUGUCCCGUCCAUUGUGCGGGACGUAUUAUGAAGCAGCAUGUUGUUAAAGCUAAUCUGAAUACUGUGUCUGAGAUGUUUAUGCCGGUAAUUAUAGGCCAAAAUUCAGAUGAUCAAAUAAGAUUGUACUUUAUGGAUCCAAACCCAUUAAGCAAGUCGCUAACGGGAAAACCGAAAUUAAAAGUGGUGUACGUGGGUGAUACCGGACCGAACAAGAACGUGUCGAUUACUGUGGAGACGGAGAAGAGGCUAAGCGACAUAUAUUACGUGUCGGACGCUCCUAUCGACCAUAUUGGAGAAUCUGCCUACAUGUGUCUGCAACCGGGGAAGUUUAAGUGGCGCGCUGAAAGUGCGAACGGAGAGUUGGCUGGCUCCGGGGAAGGUUAUGUGCGGGCCGGCGGUGUAUAUGUUCUGUGCGUUCGUGAGAGGCUUGGGAGACUAGACGCAGCGGUGCUACAUGCACCCAACCCCCCCAAUGAGCUACACCUUGCAUGGAUCGUUCCACAGUACCUUCUUGUUUCUAUUGCGGAAAUUAUGUUUGCAGUUUCUGGACUAGAGUUCUCUUUUACACAGGCUACAGAGUUUUUCGCGUACGCUGCCGCUCUCGCGGCUGCCAUGAUAAUAUUCUGGCGCAUGGCACAAGGCUACAAUAGUAGGACCAUCGAAGGCGACGCGUCGUCCACUGAAAGUCGACCACUACUCCGGCAUAAGUCGAGGGUUAUAUCGGUACACUCGCUAUCGUCGGCCAGCGCACGUCUGUAUGGUGUAGCUGGCGGUGGUUCUUUAGCAGGGCAAUCUCAAGAACGCGCAGCAAGUGCAUGGCCGCCGCGAGCCGCGGUUCGUCUCGCCACGCCCAGCAGUGGAGACCAGCACGUCACAACUCUUGCUAAAGAUUAA